Molecule: messenger RNA, 1134 nt
Organism: Daucus carota subsp. sativus
Lineage: Eukaryota; Viridiplantae; Streptophyta; Magnoliopsida; Apiales; Apiaceae
Exons: 2
Coding region: 1-1134 (377 amino acids)
Source: RefSeq, a predicted model, not a curated record
AUGGCUUUGAACUCCUUUAUAUACUCAAAGUGUGGGAUGGUGAAUAUGCUAAGAGAGUUCACUUCACACAAAGAGUUAGUUAGGCCAGCAAAGACACGAUUUUCCACUGCCUUUCUCACUUUGUCUAGGAUCCGUAAGCAAAAGGCAAAUCUUUUUCGGAUGUUCACUUCACAAAGAUGGAUUACCAGCCCCUAUUACAAGGAACCGAAUGGAAAGAAAAUUGCUAGUAUCGUGAUGAUGCCUAGUUUUUGGAAUAGUGUCGUUCGUUCAUGUAAAGUGGCUGGUCCUCUUGUAAGUGUUCUUCGGUUGGUUGAUGGAGAGAAUAGACCACCUAUGGGCUACAUAUACGAGGCUAUGGAUAGAGCCAAAGAGGCAAUUGCAGAUGCUUUUAACAAAAAUGAGGCGAGAUACCAAGAAUAUUAUGACAUUAUUGACAAUAGAUGGGAUAUUCAAUUGCAUCAGCCUUUACACGCUGCUGGCUACUAUCUUAAUCCGGAAUUUUAUUACAAAAAUCCCGAGAUUGAGAAGGAUAAAGAGGUCUCAGUUGGAUUGUACAAAUGCAUUGAACGAAUGAUUGCAGAUGUCUCGGUGCAAGAUAAAAUCGGAGAGCAAUUGGAGAUAUACAAGAGAGCAGAAGGAUUGUUUGGCUUGCCACUGGCUAUUAGACAAAAAAGGAACCGAUUUGAACAACAAAAGUUGAAUGAUUUGGUGUUUGUCAAGUACAAUAGAGCUUUGAAGCGUAGAUAUGAACUUCGUAACAUCAUUGAUCCUAUCUCAUUAAAUGAAAUUGAUAAAAGCAAUGAAUGGCUGGUUGGAAGUUUUGACAAAGAUGGUGAAAAUAAUGAGAAUGAGUAUGUUUUUUCCAAAGAGGAUGGAUUAACAUACAAAGAUGUUGAAAUUGCCUCCGGAGCCGGAGAGGCUCGUUACUCUACUAGGUCGCGUGCCUUGGUGGGAUCCUCAAAAGGGAAACAUACUACUUUGGGAUCAUUAUCUAAAAGACGUUUGAUUGAUGAAGCAAUCAUUGAGAAUGAGGACGAGGAUGAAGAAGAAAUUGAAUUUGUUGAAGAUCCAAAUCAAAAUAGUGAAGAAGAAGAUGAUUUUGUGAAUAUUGAUGAAGAUGAAGAAAAUGAUUAG